CUGCUGCGGCCGCCUCGCCUCGCAUCUGCCCCCGCGGCCCGCGCCCACGCCCGCAGCGCCUCCGCUCUGCUCGCCCGCGCGCGCGCGCGCUCCACGCCCGCCGCGCGCCCCACCCGGGAUCGGGAUCGCUCGUCCGCCAUGGCGCCGUCUCUGCUCGGGGGGUUCACCAAGUCGCUGGCCAUGACGGUCCUCUCCGAGAUCGGGGACAAGACCUUCUUCGCCGCCGCGAUCCUGGCCAUGCGCCAUCCAAGGAAGCUCGUCCUGGCAGGCUGUUUGACUGCAUUGAUAGUGAUGACAGCUCUAUCAGCCUGUCUGGGUUGGUCUGCACCAAAUCUGAUAUCACGUAAAUGGACUCAUCAUGUGACCACUCUUCUGUUCUUUGGAUUUGGCAUUUGGUCAUUGUGGGAAGGCUUCAAAGAAGAUGGGGACUCGGAAGAAUUGGCUGAAGUGGAAGCAGAGCUGGAUGCUGCCUUUAAGAGUAACAAAGGUGAAUCAAAAAAUAAAUCUGAGGCAAACGAUGAUAUGAAGAAACAGCAAAGACCGUUUUUGAUGCAAUUCUUCUCACCAAUAUUUAUAAAGGCAUUUUCUAUUACAUUUUUCGGCGAGUGGGGUGACAAGAGCCAGAUUGCUACUAUUGGCUUGGCUGCUGAUGAAAACCCAUUUGGCGUUGUGAUCGGUGGAAUCAUAGCGCAAGCACUCUGCACUACUGCUGCUGUUCUUGGCGGAAAGAGCCUAGCCACACAGAUAUCUGAGAAGAUGGUGGAACUGUCAAGUGGAGUACUCUUCCUGCUAUUCGGCAUCAUGUCAUUGCUCUCAGGGCCAGAGGGAGAAUUGUAAUACCUCCUGGAAACCUUGUUCAGCAUGGGUGAUUCAUUAGUUUAGACAACAAAUUGUAAACAUUUUCACUCGCCGUUCAUAAAUAACUACGACAUGUUACUGAAAUCUGAAGCAAAUUGCAUUCUGUUGUGCCUAGUGCUUGAAAA
Panicum virgatum (switchgrass) is the source of this 983-nucleotide messenger RNA. RefSeq names its product GDT1-like protein 5. The coding region runs from base 139 to 837 and encodes 232 amino acids. The record is from RefSeq and is a predicted model, not a curated record. Gene Ontology annotation, biological process: manganese ion transmembrane transport; Golgi calcium ion homeostasis; calcium ion transmembrane transport. Lineage: Eukaryota; Viridiplantae; Streptophyta; Magnoliopsida; Poales; Poaceae. The transcript is spliced from 12 exons. Gene Ontology annotation, cellular component: Golgi apparatus. Gene Ontology annotation, molecular function: calcium ion transmembrane transporter activity; manganese ion transmembrane transporter activity.